AUGGCUGGAGUUGCGGCCGCCAUCACUCUUGGAGCAAUGUGCGCUGGCAUCGACGGCGCCGGCGUCAGCUUCGGCGUCCGACUCGUUGCUAUCGUCGUUCGGUUCUCCCUUCCAAUUGUCGAAGUCGUCCUCGCUUUCAGAGUCAGACUGGAUUUCCUCGAGCUCCUCAUCGCUGAGAUCCGUGUCGCCUCCGGACUCUGCACUGUCCUGACGAAGCAGGGGGGGAAAGGAGGGGAAUCAGGGGGGGAAAGCAAGGGAAGCAGGGGGGGAAAGGAGGGGAAGCAUGGGGGAAUAGGAGGGGAAGCAGGUGGGGAAAGGAGGGGAAGCAGGUGGGGAAGGAGGGGAAGAAGGGGGGGGGAAGGAGGGGAGCUGAAGGAGGGGACGCAGGGGAGGGAGGAAGGAGCCGAAGCAAGGGGGGUGAGGAGGGGAAGCAAGGGGGGAAAUGAGGGGAAGCAAGGGGGGAAAGGAGGGGAAUCAGGGGGAGAAAGGAGGGGAAGCAAGAGGGGAAAGGAGGGGAAGCAAGGGGGGAAAGGAGGGGAAGCAGGUGGGGAAAGGAGGGGAAGCAGGUGGGGAAAGGAGGGGAAGAAGGGGGGGGGGGGAGGAGGGGAGCGGAAGGAGGGGACGGGGAGAAAGGAGGGGAAGCAAGAGGGGAAAGGAGGGGAAAGCAAGAGGGGAAAGGAGGGGAAGCAAGGGAGGAAAGAAGGGGAAUCAGGGGGAGAAAGGGGGAGAAGCAAGGGAGGAAAGGAGGGAAAUCAAGGGGGGAAAGGAGGGGAAGCAAGAAGGGAAAGGAGGGGAAGCAAGGGGAGAAAGGAGGGGACGUAA
Closterium sp. Naga37s-1 is the source of this 822-nucleotide messenger RNA. Lineage: Eukaryota; Viridiplantae; Streptophyta; Zygnematophyceae; Desmidiales; Closteriaceae. The record is from the annotation of a GenBank genome assembly.